UUAGCUGAUCCAUGGAAUUAGAAUUGAUAACUUGUUUAUGACCUUGGUUGACAGUUACUGGACGAGUGACUAUGAAGGUGGACGUGUUUAGCUUUGGUGUAAUCCUCAUGGAAUUGAUCACUGGCCGAAAGGCACUUGAUGAAACCCAGUCGGAGGAUAGCUUGCAUAUUGUGGCAUGGUUCGGAAGGAUGCACGUUAACAAGGAUACAUUCCAGCAGGCCAUAGACCCAACCAUUGAGCUUGAUGAGGAUACACUUGCCAGUAUAAGCACCGUAAAAUCGUUAACCGCUACCCCAAAACCGCUAUAUCAAACAGGCCCUUAUGAGGAAUCGAGUUCCUUCCACUCAGACCAACAGGUUGUUAGUAUUCUUCUCUCUUUAUGAGAUUACUAGGAAUGCAUAUAUUCCUUUUCUUUUUCCUUUUCAUGUAUAUAAAUCUAGGCUAAAACCAACUUUAAGUUGCCAACCUUAUAAUAUGACAUUUUUAGUUCUUUACCUUAUAAAAUUGGUAGGUUUUA
Messenger RNA from Rubroshorea leprosula, 517 nucleotides. Lineage: Eukaryota; Viridiplantae; Streptophyta; Magnoliopsida; Malvales; Dipterocarpaceae. The record is from the annotation of a GenBank genome assembly.